AUGGCAAUCAGGCAAGGAGGUCAUUAUUUUGCCAUGCACUACCUGCCGCCUUUGAUGCAGCCCAUAGCACAUGGCAUGCAGCCAUACGGAAUUCCAUCACAGCUGCUUAUGCAGCCUGUUGGCAGUGCACCACAAUAUGCCGCCCAAUUCAACAGCAGCUUGAGCCUGCAAGGGCCCAUCAUCCUAAUGCAGAGCCUCGCCCUGGUGUGUAGCUUUGUAUUUACAACCAAGGUUGUUGAUGGUGAAGCCAAGAGAGACUUCAGCGCUGUGACCAACAUGGAGGACGAGUUUUACAGCAAGGGAGCAAAGCUGAUCAAGGUCCACAGCAAGGAGGACCAGCUUGUGUACAAGGUGUCCGGGGAUACUGGAAAGCCAUUGUAUAUGGAUAAUGAGCACGACUUCAAGGCGGCAAUGGAAAGAGUUGCAAAUAAGGCAAAGAAUGCUUGUACACAAGCUGUGUCCCUGGAAAUAAAAAAUACACAAAACAGGCCUCCAAACUCUACAGCAGCUAACAAAGACAAGAAGCGCAGCCGCACUGAUAAUGUCCCACCCAAACCCAACCCAGAGUUCACCUCGCAGCUCAAGGCAUUCAAGAUCCUUGAGAUGUCCAUCCAAUGCAAAAUGCAACAUGGCCAUUGCUUCAUCAACAGGAAGCAUGGUAUGGAUAACCACUGCCGCCUCAGCCACAAGGAGAUGACUUUAUGGGCUAAACAAAUUGAACUAAAUAUCCCAGUACCGGGUAUGUUCCUAUUAGAGAACUUGUGGCUGGCUGAGAUUGUGACAAUUGACCAGAUCCUUAUGGCGCUGCUUGGAUCAUUGAGUAAGGUAGGUGGUAUGGGGACCAACCACGCCACCAUACUGAAAAGUUAUGCAAAACGGACGGUUAUGUCAGUAUUUGGGUUACAUGGUAGCAAAGACGAGCUGGCUAUAUAUCUAAGUGAAGUCAAGAGCCUCCCUGUCAUUCUGGAAAAGAAAAGAAGGCAUAAUAAGAGCUUGGAGGUUAUCGAGAUUGGAUCAGAUGGAUCAGAACUGGAGUUUGACAAAGUUGAUAAUGCUGAUGAUGCUGAUGAUGCCGAUGGAAAGGAGGACAAGGACAGAGACAAGGAGGACAAAGUCAGCGAUUAG
Serpula lacrymans var. lacrymans S7.9 is the source of this 1125-nucleotide messenger RNA. RefSeq lists its product as uncharacterized. NCBI's taxonomy places the organism in Eukaryota, Fungi, Basidiomycota, Agaricomycetes, Boletales, Serpulaceae. The coding region runs from base 1 to 1125 and encodes 374 amino acids. The transcript is spliced from 6 exons. The record is from RefSeq and is a predicted model, not a curated record.